Molecule: messenger RNA, 5252 nt
Organism: Podospora bellae-mahoneyi
Lineage: Eukaryota; Fungi; Ascomycota; Sordariomycetes; Sordariales; Podosporaceae
Exons: 5
Coding region: 214-1053 (279 amino acids)
Biological process (GO): glutathione catabolic process
Cellular component (GO): cytoplasm
Molecular function (GO): glutathione specific gamma-glutamylcyclotransferase activity; gamma-glutamylcyclotransferase activity
Source: RefSeq, a predicted model, not a curated record
UGUAAUACCUGCCCUGAACAGCACUUUCCACGCCGGCUUUAAUAGUACGGCCCUUGCAGUUGUUGGGCUCGAUCUGUGUGGUGAGGCGCUCAUGCACUUCGCUUAACCCCGUGAAGAGAACAUCAAACCAAGAAGAGCUCAUAUCAUCCCUACUGCGUAUACGCGCCUAGUAAGAAGGAUCCGAACUCACACUACUCUGUGUUCGCUGUCAACAUGCCAGCCGAAGCCAAAGUUGAUGAGCUUUGGUUGUUUGGAUACGGGAGUUUGAUCUGGAAACCGCCGCCACACUUUGACAGGAGAAUCCCAGGCUGGGUGACAGGCUAUGUGAGACGGUUCUGGCAAAGCGAAGACCACCGUGGCACCCCCGAAGCCCCAGGACGAGUCGUGACUCUCAUCUCGCGCUCAUACUGGGAGCAGCUGACCGACCACCAUGACUCGGCCCCCGAGAGAGUCUGGGGCGUCGCCUACCGCAUCAUCCCCGAGCGCGUCGCCGAGGUGAAGGACUAUCUCGACAUUCGCGAGAUAAACGGCUACACAAUCCACUACACCCCCUUCUACCCAGCACCCAGCAUCGAUGACAACACCAACGAUCCGCUGACUGCCCUGCCCGGGAAACUGCCGAUCCAAACGCUGGUUUACAUCGGCACGCCAGACAACGAGCAGUUCGUCGGCCCGCAGGACCCCCAGAAGCUAGCCGAGCACAUCUACCGCAGCGAGGGGCCGUCGGGGCUGAACCGUGAUUACUUGUGGGGUCUCGAAAAGGCCCUCGAUGAACUCAGUCCGGAAAGCGGUGACGAGCACGUCACCGACCUGUCGAAUCGGGUUCGAGCGGUGGCGGCGGCAGCGGCGGCGGAAGGGAAAGGAGAGGUGGUGGUGAGCCAGACUGACAGAAAAAACCAAAUCUUGCGUGCGCAAUCUCCUGUCAGUGUCAGUCUGGACGGUUCUUCUUCUUCUUUGGAGCAUCAACAUGAGCAUCAUCAUCAUCAUCAACAUCACGAGUUCCAAAAGGUCAGCAGCAUAAACGAGCAAGAAGAGACAGAAAAGGCUUCGUGAUGGUCGAAGUAAACAGACAAACAGACGCGCACACUCAGAAACCAAAAAGGAGAGAGAAAAUUGAAAACACAAGAAGAAAAAAGCACAGCUACGAGUUUUCUGUUUCUUUUUUUCUCCUCCUUUUCAUUCCCUCCACCAAUUCAUGGUUUAUUUUUUCUUAUUCCCCUCCUUGAUGCUUUCUCGUUCCCCUGACCAAUACAGGCAGCAUAUUCCACCUGUCCCACCUCUUCCUUUUUCACAACCUCCUCACCCCCACCCAGACAGCCCAGCCGCCCCUCUGUUUCUCAUGUCGCACAUGAGACAAGAAACAACCGCGGCAUUGUUGAACAAAAGGGAAGCCCAUGACAUAACCCAUUCCCCCCUUGAUUCAUAACACACCCUUUAUCUGCAUCCCCCCAAUGCUCAACCCAAUUCCCACAGCCGUUUCGUCGUCAGCCUUAGUCCCACACACACACACACACACACAACAAUAGUAUAAUACACACACACAUGAUAUCCCUACUUUUGAGAAAGAAGAAACAAACCAAACAGGACAUAUCACAAAACGGGCAGAAGAAAUGCAUUAAAGACUAAGCAAACAAGACAAAAAAUUAAAACAGAAACACGCCCAGAAAUUUCUCAGAAGCCACCACCACCACAUAUGCCACAGGUAAAUGGGUGGUAAAAUCCCUGUUUUGCUUCUGGGCUGACAAAUAAUAAUUGGACGGGGAGACGGAGCCAACAAAGCCCAGUUGCUGUUGUCUAGGUAGCCGUCCGACUAAACCGAAGAACUGUCGAUCAUAACAUGAGAAAGACAAAAAAAACGUAUCGGAAAAGGGAUCGAGCGGGGUAUAUGUGGUGGUUCUCAAAGAGCAGCAAAAAGCCCUGAUCGUACAGAAAACUCGAACGGGUCGUGUGUUGUUUUGGGUAUCGGUUCUCAAAGUCAUUUCUUCUAGAAGAAGCUGUUAGGAGGAAGAGAACCACGGUGGUCUGGUUGACGAAAUUCCUAGUAUCCUUGACCUGGGUUAGGCUGCGGCUGCUGGCGCGGCUGGCCUUGCUGGGAGGGAUCAGGGUAUCCGUAUGGCUGUUGCCAGGCUAAGGAAAGGAACUGUUAGUGACAGUGCUCCCUCUUGUUCUUUUUCGUAUCGUCUUACUUUGGGGAGGGGCAGCGUAGCCUGCCGGGACGGCCUGGGAGUAUCCGCGUCCGUAAGGCUGGACGUAGACGUUGGGUGGCAUUCCGUACGGUUGCGGGGCGCCGUAUGCCAUGGGCAUCGGAGAACCUCCCAUCUGGACGGCUCCGUAUCCACCACGGCCGAAGCCAGGAGGACCUCCUCGUCCGCCGCCUCUGGGACCAGUGUCCGAGGCCUUGUCGACACGGAUCUGACGGCCGUCGAAUCUGGAGAAGGGUCAGAAAACUGCAAGGUCAAAGGGGAGGAGAGGUUCGUCUGGGGGACAAAAGUACUCAAUGUUGUUCAUCGCAGAGAUGGCUUUCUGGGCGUCGUCUGGGUUGGUGUAUCUGACGAAACCGAAGCCUCUACUACGGCCAGUGUCGCGAUCUUUGACAACAACCUAGAAGAGGAGAGGUUAGAGACCAGAGUCUUCGCGGUGUUCCUGAUCUUACCAAGCACCAACGCCCAAGGGCGAUGGUAACAAGGAGCAAGAGCCGCACCAAAUGAAAGCGCACCACGACAUACUGCUUCUUCCACCACGCCAAACUCCUCAAACUUUUGCCUCAGAGUAGCCUCCUCGGUGUGCCAUGCGAGGCCGCUGUUUUCUCUGUUAGCCAGUCGCCUGCCGCGUGUGGGGAAGGAGGCAGAAUCUGCACCCCAUUGGACUUCUUGUCUUACCCAAUAAACAACUUGGACAUGCUGUCGGAUUUCUUGUUUGCGUCGGCUGCACUGGAAGGGAAAGUUUCUUUCGAUCUAACUAGUGUAUAGUAGACACUAGUGCUCUUUCAGAUCAAGUCGAGUCUCCCGUUGUCGGAGCAAAUGCGACUCUUGAUGAGGAAGAGAAAGUCGAAGGUUGCUUGGAAGAAAAGAGCGGGGGGCCAAGGGCUAAGUAGCACUGGGUUGAUGGGUGCUGCUGUUUGCCUCUGAACAGUGUGGGUGAGAAAAGAAACGCUCCGAGACUGGGUGACUGCCCUUCUUAACCGGCCAGGUGUCGGAGGUGAGAGUCGAGAGUCGAGUGGCUCGAUGAUUUCAGCCGGACAAAGCAGUCUGUUUUUCGAUAAAAUCAAGCCUUUGGUUCCUCAAGCGAGACUGGGAGGAUGGUAAGGGGAAGGGGCGACCAGUGGCUCAGGGAACGGUGGGGUGUUAGCGAAGCUAUGUUAUGUGGUAUGGGUCAAGGGUUCUCCAAAGAUGUUCUGUGGUGCCGGUUGGUUGGUGGGAGAGAGAUGGGCACUCGGGGGGAUGAAGGACCAGAGCCGCUGGCAGGCACUUGAUGCUACCCGUCUUAUAUGCCAGUACAGCGGGCUACCUAUUCCUGGGGAAGGGCCCGAAUACCGCUUCUGCCUUGGCCGCAUUUUGGUCCAUGAGACAGGGCCUUUGUCGUGAGCCGACGUCGGUCGCUCCCGUGCAGUACCUUGCUUCUGCUGCCCCGGUUGAUGUCCUGCUAGGCAUAACCAUGAGAGCAUGGUUAUGUUCCCAGACAAGCAUCAAACAUACCAAAGGGACCGCAACCCCAGGACAGCGUUCGCUACGGGUGCCUGUGGCAUGGAGGAGUAGUGUAACAUGUGUCGUUUGCCACAGAAGAUCUGUAUAAAGAUCCAAACACUCCAUACGAAUACGCCCUGGCUCCCCGUAGCUACUCAUGAGUCCAGGGAGUUCAAGGCUAGGAUUGGUCAGAGGACAUUCGUGAGAUCCUUGAUCAACGUCUUUCAGAUCAGGGACUGUUAAACCCCACCUCACUGCCACUGAUGAUGACCCCUGGCAGUUUUGCAGCUACUAGCUCAAUACAGACCCUGGCCUUGGUUUUCUGUACUAUGAAGGGAAACUGCCUUGGUUUCGUCACCCCUGGCUAUUCCUGCUCGCUGGGGUCUAGGUAUCUUGCCUUGCCCAGAGAUGAUGUGCCCAGAAAGGUUGUUUCUAACUCGUGGUCCAGGUUUUCUCCGAUGGUGAUAUCGCAAGCCUGACCUCGUCCUAGCUGCCCGUGGAUGUGUCGACGAAGGCAUUGGUGUUGAUUUUGCCGGCAUUAGCAAAUAUGCGACUGUAUUAUGCAUCUCCCUCCCACUCAUUUUUGGUUGCCCGAGUGGAAGCAGAAUAUGGACCUUCACGUUAAGGCCCCAGUUUCCCAUGAACAACGCCAGAGGCAGCAAACGGGUGCUGGAAACAUAUCCGGAAACCCCUGUGAUUUGGAUCGUGGUCCUGUGGAACAGGAAUCCAUGGCAAGAAACAGCCCUGGAAACACACAAAACCCGUGCUGCGUUUGGUGUAGCGUGCGCCUAGUACCUAAAAACCGUUUGGCGCUCGCUUUUUCCCUCGGCCUGUCCCCAGACCCGCUCCUCUGUGGUGAGCGAAGUGUUCCUGAAGUUCUCCUGGAGAAGGGGGCCAAACCGGUCACCUCCGAAAACAAAUUUUCAGGGCCAUCGUGAUGCAUUCGAUACAACUCCAUAUGCAUGUCCCCAUCUUCUGUGCACAGCACUCAAGUCCCAAUAGAGACUCCCAGAGCUAGGAUCGGCUAGGGUGCAACGAGCCGUCCAGAGAAGGAAAGUGGAUAUCAGUAUGAAACAUGGUUGAAUGACCCAUCAAGAUGCGAAACUUCACAGCAUUUCGAUCGGAGUGCAACCUCAACAUGACAUGAAACCCUUUGUCGACCCCUCGAUGGCCGCCUUCAGAUGAGUUGCUCAAGCUUCACGACGACCGCGCUCUUGUGCCCACGUGCCUUUUGCGGCGGCUACCACCUGACAAGAAGAUAGUUUGCGGGCGAUCCAGCUUCCCGAAAUUUUAUCCCUCCAGUCGAUCUUGACUUGCAGAGGCCAAAGUAAUCACACCACAGCAAAUCGGGUAAACGGGUCAGUCGACUGCCGCGAAGCAAGGCACCUGGACAAUAACAGGGCCUCUCCAACUCCCACAGUAAAGGCGAGCAUAACGCAGAGGGCUCGACGGCCGGUCCUCAUACCCUUCCUGACCUCUGUGUAUGUGUGUAGUCUCGGAGCGAAGGAGAUAUCUGAUGCGUAUCGAAUGUUCCGCUGGUCCAGGCUUGGCAAUGGCACCUCUUGCUGG